This is a messenger RNA of Rubroshorea leprosula, 351 nucleotides long. NCBI's taxonomy places the organism in Eukaryota, Viridiplantae, Streptophyta, Magnoliopsida, Malvales, Dipterocarpaceae. The record is from the annotation of a GenBank genome assembly.
AACACAUCUAUUGGAGUGAUACAACAAGAGAAUUUGGUUGAAAGUGAGGAUGGAAUUUUAAGUCGAGAAGAAUUAGUAGAAGUUACUGUUGAACAAGGGCCAAUAAAUUCAGAAAUGGUAACUGCAGAUGAAGAAAAGGAGGAUGAGAUUGAUUAUGAUGAUGACCUUCCUUCUAGUGAUGAUGAAAUGUUGGUGCUCGGUGAAGAUACAAAUGAUGAUUUGUAAUCAUGUAUUUUGUUCAUUUUGGUCUAGUGUUGGUGUGUUAUGGUUUUUGGUAAUUAGUAGGUACAAUGGAAUGAGUUGUUUUAUUAUAAUAUUUAGGUAAUAUUAGUGUUAUUCUUAUUGCAUGGU